AUGUAUUGUAAAUAAUCAAAAUCAUUUUUUGAUGACCCGAAAUCAGAAUAAAAAUUUUGGAAAAAACAAGUUUUAUCCAUUGAUGAGAAAAAAAUUGAAUUCUAAUGUUUACUUUAAAAAAAAAACUAUAAAACAGGAUUUUGGAUGAGCAAAAAUUAUGUGAUAUAUGAAUCUCAACUAAUAAAAAUCAAGGUAUUCAAGAAGUAUUAUAAUAGCCAUAAUCAAAGCAAUGUCACAUUGUUAAUCUCAAUUUGUCUAGAAUAUAAAAGGUGAAAUAUGAGAACAAGCUGGAAAAAGAAAUAUUUAAUAAAGUAUAUGAUUUUAGUAAUUCUUAGGAAAAAUAUGGGUUUAGAGUAAUAAGAAAUAAUCAAUAUAGAGAAUUCUAUAGUAGAUCGAAAGAACUUAAUUUGUAAUUAUGGAAUUAAUUACGAAAAGAAGCAUUUCUAUCUUCAUUUACAGAGUAUUAUGUACUGGAGAAAAUUAUAGGAAAAGGAAAUUUUGCAAAAGUUUAUUAAAGUUUGAACAAAGAAAAUUAAAAAUUAUAUGCAGUCAAAGUUUUUGAAAAAAAUAAAAUGAGAAGUUCAGAAACAGAUAAAUAAGCACUUUUAAAAGAAAUAAGUAUUAUGCGUAAACUAAAUUAUAAUGGAGUGAUAAAAUUACAUGAAGUUUUUGAAGAUGAAAUAAAUAUUUAUUUUGUAUUAGAUUAUUUAGAAGGUGGAGAGCUUUAUCAUCAUAUUAAGAAUAAUGAAAAAUUUCCUGAGAAAUUAGUUGCAAAAAUAAUAGCAACAAUUUUGAAAACAUUAGAUUAUUUAUAAAAAUAGAAUAUUUUACAUAGAGAUCUAAAGCCAGAAAAUAUGAUUUUGAGAAAUAAAGGAAUCUUAGAUGAUAUUGUAAUUACAGAUUUUGGUUUAGCAGAUUAUUAUUCAAUUAAAGGAAAUUAUCUAUUUUCCAGAUGUGGAACUCCUGGAUAUGUAGCACCUGAAGUAUUACAUGAUGAAACUUAUGAUUUUAAAAUUGAUAUUUUUAGUGUUGGAUGUUUAAUGUAUGUUCUAUUGGCAGGUAGGUCACCUUUUAAAGGGUAGAAGUAUGAUGAUAUUGUAAUGAAAAAUUAUCAUUGUUAAGUUGAUUAUAAAUCAAUUGAAAAUUAGAUUUCUAGUGAAGGAUAAUCUUUAUUGAAAUAACUCUUAAAUCCAAAUCCAUAAUAUCGACCUACUUCUCGUUUAGCCUUGAGACAUUAAUGGUUUUAAUCAAAUUUGAAUUAAAAUCGAUUUAAAGAAUUAAAUUAUUCUAUAUAAGAUCCAAAAGAUUUAACAAUAAAAUCUAGUUUAACUAAUAUACCUUUUUAAAAUGUAAAUGAAAUAAAUAAACCAAUAUUAGAAUCAAGAAAAAAUUAGCAAAAUAAACAAGUAAUUAUUAUUUUAAUAAAAUUAAAGGAAAUAAAAAAUUAGCCAACUGCAUAAUAUGAUGAUACCAAUUCUUUAAAGGAAUUAAAUGAUAGUGAAAAUGAUAUUGUUGAUGAUGAAGAUGUAUGUCCAUAAUCACAUUUUUUACCAUAAUAUCAAAUAAUUAGUAAGUUUAAAUUAAUAUUGGAUUCUCAAAAGUCUUUUCAUCUUAAUUCGCCAAAUAUAUAAGUAAAUUUAGUUUCAUUAUUAGAAUAAUACUGGAAAUAAUUCAAUUUAGUUUGUAGAGGAUAACUAAAGGAAAAAUAGUUAAAUAGAAAAUUUGCAAAUAAAUUAAUCUCUAAUUUGA
This is a messenger RNA of Paramecium primaurelia, 1749 nucleotides long. Lineage: Eukaryota; Ciliophora; Oligohymenophorea; Peniculida; Parameciidae. The record is from the annotation of a GenBank genome assembly.